AUGGAGGACGACAGAAGAGUGCAACAGCUUAACACGCGAAGGACGACUCUGCUCGCUUCGAUCAACCGAGCUGAUCAGUUCCUCCAAGGAUAUGAAGCCGACCGGGAUGUUUUGGAGCUGAAUCUGAGAAUCGAAAACCUGGAAGUGUUGUGGCAGGGACUGGAAGAAGCACAAGCCGAGCUGGAGGAGCUGGAAACCACAAACGAAGGGAUGGUAAGAAACUUGCAGUUUCGUGCGGAAUUUGAGCCGAAACUGUUUAGAAUAAAGGCUGGUUUACUUUCUAAAAUGCCUCCUCCAACUUCUUCGACUGUUGAUCUCCCUCAAACCCCCCCUACUCGAACUGGGUCUGGUCUGGCUGGUCUGAAAUUACCUACGAUUGCGUUGCCAGAAUUCUCCGGCGACUACCAAGAUUGGCUCGCUUUCCAUGAUACAUUUCAUGCUCUGAUUCAUUCUAACGUUGAAGUUGCUGAUAUACAAAAGUUUCACUAUUUGCGUGCUGCAGUGAAAGGUGAUGCGGCUCAAGUGAUCGAAUCGAUAUCAAUCAGUGCUGCAAAUUACCGCCUCGCCUGGGAGGCUCUCGUAUCACGCUACUCAAACGAAUAUCUUCUCAAGAAACGCCACCUUCAGGCCAUGCUUGAAACGCCGCGAAUGAGGGAAGAAUCCGCCGUCGCUUUGCAUGGACUUGUGGACGAGUUCGAGAGGCACACGAAAGUGUUGAAGCAGUUAGGAUCAGCACCAAACACUAGUCCCUUUGGUAAACAAAAAAGGGCCUACCCGUUAAAAUUGGCCACCCACGCCGUUACUGAAGACUCUACACAAAAGGUGAAUGCUGUCAACCGUCCAGGGGUUCCGUGGCGUCAGUUUAAACGAAUGUCUCUCACAGAACGGUUGAAUAUGGUCAAUCAGAGACGUCUUUGCUUCAAUUGUUUACGCGGCGAUCAUUAUGUUGGAAGCUGCCCAAGUAAAAUCGGCUGCCGCACCUGCGAGAAGCGUCAUCAUACUACCCUGCACCCUGGUUACGUUGAAUGCCCGUCUAAAAGUAAUUCAGCACAGACCUCAAUUGCAACCGGAAAUCGUUUGCAGUCCAUAGUCCAAACGAAUGUCACGACAGCUUGCAACGUUAGUCUUACCCCAAAGUUGUCUGAUCCAUCAGAUAUUGAUGUACAGCUAUCCACAUUUUCAGCCCAAGUGAUGCGGACGAACCAUAUGUUCAUGUUGACAGUUGUUCUCAUCAUCGUCGAUGCUUACGGUCAGGAGCAUCUAGCCAGGGCACUACUCGACUCUGCUUCCCAACCAAAUCUCAUUACGGAACGUAUGGCACAGAUACUAAGACUUAAGCGUAAGAAGGUGAAUGUACAGUUACAGGGACCUGGAGGAAUCGCAAUACGAGCUUCUGAUACAGUAUUCACACAAAUCCGUUCUCGAAAGGAAGAUUUUACCCGUGAUGUUGAAUUUCUAGUGUUACCCCAAGUCACAGCGGAUCUGCCAGAGCAAGAUGUACCUGUUAUUGAUUGGAACAUUCCUAAGGAUCUUUUUAUGGCGGAUCCGCAUUUCUACAUGCGAGGAAAAAUUGAUAUGAUCAUCGGCCUGCCUCACUUUUUUGCGUGUUUCAAAACACCCGCUCGCAUUCGCUUAUCGAACGACCUUCCCGAGAUGGUGGACAGCGUUUUCGGUUGGAUUGUUGCUGGUUCCGGUGAUUUGGUUUCCGUUACUCCAGAUUUAGUAAAAUGCCACACUACAACCGUGUGUUUAACCACGCUGGAGGAAAAUUUGGAACGGUUUUGGAACAUUGAAGAAUUGCCGUCGCGAUCCGAUUACUCAAUGGAAGAAAGGGAGUGCGAGCAGCACUAUUCAUCUACUGUUGAAAGGGACAGUACUGGUCGCUAUACCGUGCGUAUUCCGCGCCAUCCAGACUUCGAUACAAUGCUAGGAGAGUCCAAGUCAUCAGCACUACGACGAUUCAAAUUGUUAGAACGGAGGCUAGAACGUGACACCCGAUUAAAAGUCGAAUACCAUAGAUUUAUGCAGGAGUACAUCACAUUGGGCCAUAUGAGACUUCUGCAACCGUCCGAACAGUCUGCUAAUAAAUGCCUUUACCUUCCACAUCAUCCAGUCAUCAAACACUCCAGCACGACGACUAAGGUACGCGUCGUCUUCGAUGGCUCCGCCAAGACAUCAACGGGGUUCUCGCUGAAUGAUGCACUCCGCGUUGGACCGGUUGUACAGGACGACCUACUCUCGAUUGUUCUUCGAUUUAGAACGUUUCCAGUUGCAGUUGUAGCAGACAUCGCCAAAAUGUACCGUCAAGUGCUAGUGCAUUCGGAUGACACUCCAUACCAGCGCAUUUUUUGGAGAUUUGGUGAUUCAGGGCCCAUUCAAGCGUACGAGUUAUUAACCGUAACUUAUGGCCUCGCCCCGUCUUCAUUUUUGGCAACUCGUACACUUCAACAAUUAGCCCGGGAUGAAGGUGCUGCAUAUCCCAUGGCUGCACAAACUCUCCAGAAGGGGUUCUAUGUGGAUGAUUGUCUAGGAGGUGCCCAAUCAAUCGACGAAGCUUUGCAAUUACGAGAGGAACUGGACAGUUUGCUCACCAAAGGCGGAUUCACUCUGCGAAAGUGGACAUCUAACAAGCUCGAAAUACUGCAAGGACUUGAACCGGACCAGAUCGGUACACAAUCCGCACUAAUGUUUGCACCAGAAGAAUCAAUAAGCGCCCUAGGCAUUGGAUGGGAACCGGAAACCGACAAAUUACGUUUUGAUUCGAAAAUUGAUCGAGAGGCCGUAGCUGACACCAAGCGAAAAAUUUUGUCAUCAAUUUCACAAUUAUUUGAUCCACUGGGGUUGAUCGCUCCAGUAGUAAUUCGAGGAAAAAUGCUAAUGCAGGAAUUAUGGCUGCUGCACUGCGAUUGGGACGAUUCUGUACCAGAUAUCGUGCAAGAAAAGUGGAACCAAUAUCAGCAACAACUUCCUAAGAUAGCUGAAUACACAGUAGAUCGCUACGCAUUCCUGCCAAAUUCGAAAGUCCAACUGCAUACUUUCUCGGACGCCUCAGAAAGUGCAUAUGGAGCAUGCGUUUACGCGAGGUCCAUCGACAAUCACGGUAAUAUCAGGGUCCAACUGCUAGCAUCGAAAUCUCGCGUGGCACCUUUAAAACGCAUCACGCUUCCCAGGCUCGAGCUAUGCGCAGCCGUCGUCGGAUCUCAGCUUUUCUCGCACGUUGUGAAGGCACUACAAAUGGAAGUUUCAGAUGCCCGGUUUUGGUCCGAUUCGACGAUAACAAUUCAAUGGCUUCAGGCGCCUCCACAUACUUGGAAAACAUUUGUCGCCAACAGAGUUUCUGAGAUACAAGCCAACACUCAUGGGUAUCGAUGGAGCCAUAUAGCUGGCAACGAAAACCCAGCUGAUUUAGUUUCCCGUGGAAUGAGUGUGGAGGAAUUUCUUGCAAGUUACCUUUGGAAGUAUGGUCCAGAAUGGCUUCGACUUUCAGAAAAGCAUUGGCCGGAGACUGCUCCUAUUCCUGCGGUUUUAGAUAACGUCGAAAUUCGUAGAGUCGUCGCUCCUAUAUUACGCACCAAACCAUUCACUAAUCCAAUUUUCUGCCGGUAUUCGUCAUUCAGCAAACUCGUUCGUGUAGCGGCCCACUGCCUCAGAUUUGUUCGUAAUAUUCGCGAAAAGGCGCGAGCGCAACCUCAGGACAGUACGGUUCAAGGCGCCGGUAAAUUAUUGACGACUCAACAAUUAAGUGAUGCUGAAAUUCGCUUGAUUCAGCUCGCCCAAAUCGACGCAUUUAAGCAGGAAAUAAACGAUCUGAAAAUGAUUGCCAGACAUUAUCAUCUGAAAAUGUUACAUGGUGGCGGCCAAUUAACACUUGCUGCUAUGCGUGAGCAAUAUUGGCCUGUGCACGGAAGACGAUUAAUACACAGCGUCAUUAGAAAAUGCCUUCCAUGUGCAAAGGUUAAUCCCGUCCCAGCCCAACAACAGACAGGUCAGCUACCCGUAGCCCGAGUCACUCCGAGCAGGCCAUUUACAGUAACUGGUAUCGACUACGCUGGACCUCUUUACUUAAAACCACCCCACAAACGCGCUGCCCCAACUAAGGCAUACAUCUGCAUUUUUGUAUGUUUUUCCACAAAAGCGGUACAUAUUGAGCUCGUAUCUGAUCUCACAACGUCAGCGUUUCUGGCUGCACUUCGCAGAUUCAUUUCGCGCCGUGGAUUGCCAAAGCAUAUCCAUUCCGAUAACGGCAAAAAUUUUGAAGGUGCCAGAAAUGAGCUGAGGGACUUGUACCUGAUGUUGCAGAAUGAUCGAGUGAUGGAAGCGAUCCAGUCGCAUUUGUCCAAUAAAGGAAUAACCUGGCACAUGACUCCUCCAAAGGCACCUCACUUUGGAGGCCUUUGGGAAGCGGCAGUCAAAGUUGCUAAAAAACAUCUCCAACGCCAACUAGGAAAUGUUCGAUUGUCGUUUGAAGACAUGGCCACAGUAUUGUCGCAAAUCGAAGCAAGUAUGAAUUCGCGACCAUUAACACCGAUGUCUGAGGACCCGAGCGAUUUCACUGCUUUAACCCCAGGGCACUUUUUAAUUGGAUCCUCGAUGCACGCACUUCCAGAACCCGAUAUACACUGCAUGGCCAGUAGCCGUUUAGAUCACUAUCAGCGAAUUCAGCAACUACAUCAACAAUUUUGGCACCGGUGGAGAACGGAAUACCUGCAGGAGCUUCAAAGGGACCAUAAAAUUUGCAAUGCAAACACGGAAAUUCUCCCGGGACGACAGGUGCUCAUCGUGGACGAAUGUCAGGCUCCCCUGAAGUGGCCGCUUGCCAGAAUCUUGGAGAUCCACCCAGGAGAAGACGAUUUGACUCGUGUAGUCACUCUGAAAACCAGUAAAGGAAUCAUAAAACGACCGAUCGUGAAAAUUUGUUUGUUGCCGAUAGAUCCUGCUGAACCGACUAAUCCUGAAACGAUGCUAGAAACGAUUCAUCAGGAAACGACGACACCGUUGAGCAGAAACCCCGAUUUAUAA
Molecule: messenger RNA, 5019 nt
Organism: Topomyia yanbarensis
Lineage: Eukaryota; Metazoa; Arthropoda; Insecta; Diptera; Culicidae
Exons: 3
Coding region: 1-5019 (1672 amino acids)
Biological process (GO): DNA integration
Molecular function (GO): nucleic acid binding
Source: RefSeq, a predicted model, not a curated record